UCAUUCAUCGCAGGGAUAACCGCUGGCGAACUUUCUUUCACUUCAACCCCCCUCGAUUCAUUCAAUUCGAUUCAUGUAUUUCAAACGAUCCGUCCGCGCAGGUUCAAUUGGUAAUGAAUGAAACUUCUCAAUGUAAGUAUACCGUAUACGACGUUUACUUCAUGAACGAAACCGAUGGUCGGCGCGGUACAGUUUUACCUUGUAUUUGACCAAAACAAGUUUACUGUUUGUUGUAAACAACAACAACCAUACUGUCCUGUAUGGGCGAUGAAAAGCGACCACCGAUAUUAUAAUGAUUACUAUCAAGUCCAAAGGUAAAACCGACGUGGACAAAGUGUCCGUAAACGGUAUCAACGACAAGCGGCCAGAUCCCGGUCCGAAUAAAUUACUACAAAAAGACAUGGUGAUGUCGGAUCGUGCCACCUAUAAAAACGGUGGAUUCGGCAAAGACGACAGCCGCAAUAACAAAACCACCACUGGAACAUAUUACAGGGGUAAUAGGUUUCUGAUGAAGAACCGUUCAUAUGUCACUGAUCAUGGACUGACGUCUCGUCGAUACAGUGACGAUUGUCCUAAGAAACGUGAUGAACUGUUUGAAUCAAACAAAUCUGUGUAUUAUUCAAACUAUCGUUCAAAUGAAAAUUACUCUGGCAACAAUGGUAGUCAGUCUGAAGACUCGAAAAUUUCAAAGAUUUUAAGAAAAAUGGUAAAUGAAGAGGAUACUCGGACGCUGAGCUCACUAUGCAACCAACUUCAGGAAGCUUUUUUAUUGCAAGAAAAUAGAAAAUACAUUAGACGAGCUACCGAUGUUAUAAUUGAGUAUUUGUAUGGGUGUUUGCAAACAUCUGUUUCUUCUAACAGUAAAUGUGCAAUUGCAAAAUGCUUAGGGAAAUUCGGACAUGCCUUACAGUAUGAUUGCAAAAGAUACAUUGAGUUAAUGUUUAUUAAGUAUAACUCUGAACGCAACAAAGAAAUUAAAACAUUAAUAAUGUUAGCAUUUUAUGAGUUGUCUUUGUUGGAUAAAAAAAAAUCAUAUUUGGAAAAUUUAGCACCGCUUAUACUGGAGAACAUGCAUAUGACUUUAGAAUCCAUCGAUUCUUCUGAAUUAAUUACAAUCACUGCCGAUGUUGCUAUAAAUUUUUCUGAUGUCUACUGUCAAGCAUUUGAGCCAUUUUUCAAGGAUACAGUGGACAUACUAGUUGGAUGGCAUAUUGAUACGUCUCAAUCUAUACAAACAAAUAAAUGCAUUUCAAACUGCAUCUAUCGUCUAUCAACAUACUGGACAGCUGACAUGAGUUUUACGCUGAGUUUGCUGGAACAACUAUUAGACGAUAUGUCCUCAAUAUCGAGUGAACUGGAACAAGAAAAAAAGAACACAGACGAAUUUGAUGGAAAAUUAGAUAAAAUUCUAGCUUUCAUCAGAGUAUUUUGUACGGUGGCAGAAAGCGUCGGAGAACAUUUAAGUCCUAAAAACUCAUCUGUAGUUUCUUGGUCUUUUAUGAGUAAUGCCUUGAUGGUUGUUAUAAAAACAUUGUUGAAAUGUAUGAACAUAAUAACUAACGAAAAUAUUGUUGAAGCAGCAAACAAUUGCGUUUGGUUGAUUUUGGAUAUUCUUCAAUGUCAGAUGCCAUCUAUUAACGAUUUGAUGCUUAAAGUUGUUGAAUUGCAAAUGUCACGUGCCAAUGAGUUUAGUCUAACCGUUAUUGUAUCAAUGUUCAGAAUGAUCUCAAAGGUCAUAAAAGAAGGUAGUACAAACUUGUCGAAAGAAUUUAUCGAAUUAAUUUUGUGUCGUGAUUCGCGUUUGCGACAGUUGAGAUUUGUUCCAUCUGUAAAAUUACAUGACGCCUAUAUUGCUCUGUAUCAAAGUCUGUUGAGCAUGAAAAAUGUUUCCUUGGUACUCAUAGUUUACAGAUACAUCACUGGAGAUUUAGAAAAAGCCUGCCAGACAUUUGACCAAAACUUGCCUUCAUUUUGUUCCGAUAACCCGUUUGACGAUAUUGAUUACACAAUUGAAGAAGCGUCUGUUGUUUUUCACAUUACUCUAAAAUCUCUGACGGUCAUUGCCAACGACAGUAAUUCUAUAAUUGGUAUGUGGGCGCUGCAGCCAAGUAUUUUUGAGUUGUUGUCCACAAAAUUGGAUCCAACAAACAUAAACAUAAACGAUUCACUUCGUUACUCUUUAAUAUAUUUAUUAUACUCCCAUUGCAAGAAGCAUUCCAAUUUCAUCGCUAACAGUUCACUCAUAACAGCUGUAAGAUCAAACGAGAAGUCCCAAACGAGCGUAGAAAUCAAUUCCCACAAAAGUGGAAAUCUGGUCAAAAUUCUCAACAUGUUUGAAAAAUGCUUAAAAAUAAAUGUAAACACGGACUGUAAGCAAUUGAUUUUGAAGUGGAUUUAUGAACUACUCGUGCAAGCAGAUAGUGCGAGUUAUUUAAAUAUAAUUUUGAUGGCUCCCGAAGUUAUUGCUAUCAUACAUUCUUUGGUUUACGCAACAUUGAAGUACAAUGAAUUAGUAUUGUACGAAGGAACCGCACGAAUAUUAAAUGUUGUACUUGGAAAUCCCACAUUUUGUCAGUCAAAGCCUGUACUAAUUGUGGACAUCUUGGACUUGUGUCUUUCGUGUGUUAAUCUCAUUGACGCUGAAGUCAACAAACAGUUUUAUGGAUUAAUCCAUAAAAUAUCGCUGUUCACAGUUGUACAUAGUUUAUCGAUAUGGUCCAUGAAAAACAAAAGUAAAUUCAAUAAAAAAAUUAAGAAAAUGAUGACUUCACAUAUGAGACGUAAAACUGUCGUGACACUACAUACGGAAUAUUUUAAAAAUUACAUGUGUGAAAUGAUCGAACCAAAUAGUAAUGCCAGUAAUUACAACAACUACUGGUUGUUGGAUGUGGUGAAUGGUUGUUCGGUGGAGAAUGAAACUGGCGAAAUGGAGUUUUUGUCACACGCUCAACAGUGUCGUAUUCUGUUGUAUUUUUGGGUAAAUUGGGAAGCCGCUAGUUUUUGCGUUACCAAUCGUCUUCGCACCCCAUUUGGAAAACCAAAUUCUACUUUUCGUGUUAUUGAAGGUGGCAUUAAAUCGUGGGCCCGUGAUUCCAUUAUAACAUUGAACGAUAAUACUAGAGUCAAAACUACAGAAGGCGAGUUGAAUAAUUUAAAACACACAAGAAAUUUAGUAGCCUUCAUCGAGUGUUUAGAAAAAAGUGUGUCUAACGCUAUCGACGGAACCGCUACGGCGUUGCCGGCUGCGCAAAAACCAGUCCGUCAUUUCUUUCAUACCAAUAGGAACACAUGUUACGAAUGGAAUUCUACCAUACGCAGUGCAAUGCUCGCAGUGUCGUUAAACUCAGGACUCAGCUCGUGCGCAAUUCGUCAUGGUCACCAUCUUAUUCAACAUUUAGCCAAACAGAAUGAACUUCCUCUCAAAGAAUUUAUCUUGGCCAUAGUUCAACUGGCAUGGGCUUAUUGUAGACUUCGUGAAUCAGAUUGUAUCUAUGGGUUGUACGUGUGGUGUAAAGAAGAAGUUUUUUUAAAACUUCCAUUUUUAAACAUAUUGGCUAACCAAGCUAGUGGAAAGUUCGAAGAAGCUGCGGAAUCGUAUGUUCAUAUGCUCACAGACAGUUCUGACAAAAUAAUUAUAAAUCUUAAAAACGUCCCAAUUCACGAUAUUAAUGGUCCUAUGGAAGUGUUACAGAAAUUUAUCGCAGAACAGUUGAAAGAAUGUUACCUGUCAAUUUGUGAUUGGAAACCUUUAAUCGAUUGGACUCAGAACGAAGAAAAUAUUUUAUCAUUAAAUUGCAAAGACAAGUUCUUUUGGCAAAAUAGACACAUAUCGGCAACCAGCUUACAAGUCAUUAAUGAUUUGGAGGAAGGCAAUUGUGAUUUUAUUAACAAUUUAGUUAAUUGGGACUUAAAUAGCACAUCGAAAAUUAUCAAAACCAAUUGGAAUUGUUACGAUCUAAUUAAUGAAAUCAAAAGUAAAUUGGUGUAUAUAACAUUGAAAGCAAACUUUUCAAAUGGAAAAUUAGACGAAAAAUAUAAGCCCAUUGUAGAAGACUGUCACGAGGUUAUACGUAAUAUUUUUCAAGAAAGCUUAACAGACAGCCUUUUAGAGUAUUCACAAGAAGUAUCUGUACUUUCCUAUGCUAUAAAUUCUUUAUUGGAAGACAUACCCAUUCAGUUAGAUUUGAUCAACGAAAUCAAUAUAAAAUCAGUAGGAUCUAAUUUAAUAAGCCAGACUUUGUUUUGGACAAAAAUCCUUGAAAAUAAAUCAUACAGCAAUCACAAAAAAAUAGAUUCUAAAUGUGAUGUCUCAAACUUGUAUUUAAAGCUGGCAGUCAUAGCACGGAAAGAGGGUAAUGUCAAUUUAGCGACUCGAGGAAUGCUUCAAUAUUUACGAUCAACCAAAGCUUACGAUUUCAUAGAUUUAUCCAAUACUAUGUCGGAUAAUAAAUCAGAGUCUGUUUCCACACUUCUGCAAAGAAUCGGCGAACAUCUCGUAGAUGACGCCAAGGCGACAUCAUGGCCUCAAAAUCAUGCUAUAGUCGUACGACAGUUUUCCAAAUUAGUUCAUCGGUGUGUUUCUCAAGAUUUGGGAAUAGAAAUGUGUAUGAAAUCUGGAUUUAAAUUAUUAGAACAAGCGCAAAUAGAUGAUAAUAGUUGUCUCAAAGAACAGAGUGCACGAAUGUUGAUAACAUUAGGGAAAUGGUUAAAUUUGGGAAAUCAUAGUUUUUCAGAUAAAUCCUUGAUUACGUCUUCGCUAGAUAAAUCAAACAUUUUGUUAAAUUUUUCUAACGAUAAUUUAUCAAAAACUGGUCAACUCAUUCGUGAAGUUAUAAAAUGUGAUGAUACGUUAGUAAACAAUUUGGACAAACAUACUUUGAUGAUCGGUCAACUAUUGAGAAUAUCUGUGUCAUAUUGUCCAACCAUGGCAAAAGCGUGGAACGAAUUGGCGGGCUGGUGUUACAAGUUGGGACGCAAAGUUGUGGACGAAGCGUACAAGCGUAACACCUUUUUAUUAAAUGAUUCAGAAAUGGCUAAAGUAGAUGCUUAUAUUCCUUCGAGUGCUACAAUAGAAGAUCGAGAAAAAGUGUACGAAAUUCUCAAUGUUUUAACAUCGUCUCCGCCACAACAAGAUGAUGACGAUAUAGGAAGUGAAAAUAUUUAUACCACUGAAAUGAUAGAAUAUCAACUACAAAAUGUUCUUUCUUUUGAGGAAGAUGAGUUAGCUGGACUCAUUGACUGGUGGAGGAAAUCACAUUCACGAAUUUACGGCUAUUAUCAACUAUCUGCUCAGGCUUACUUUAAAUUUCUGCAACUAUGUGACAACCAUCAAGAAGAAUCAAUUGCAGCCACUCUAAGACUAUUACGUCUCACGGUCAAACACGCUCUUGAACUGCAAGGCUCGUUGGAAGAAGGAUUGAGCAACACUCCAACAAAACCGUGGCGAUCUAUUAUACCUCAACUAUUUUCGAGACUAUCGCAUCCAGAACCUUACGUUAGGCGCACCGUGUCUGAACUGCUUUGUAGACUCGCUAUCGAUGUACCACAUUUGAUUACAUUUCCAGCAGUAGUGGGCUCUGAUACCGGUCUUAGGACUAUAAAUGAAAUGCCGUCAUCGAGUAUUCUAAAAACGUGCAAAGAAAUAGGAGAUGAAACUAAUUCGGUUGGCGAAGAUUUGGACAGAAUGAAAAUCGAUGAAGACGAUGACGAGGACUUGAAAAUUGGGCAAGACGAACAAGCUAUUGUUUUAGAAGAUUGUUUUCAUUCCAUGGUCAACACAUUAUCAAAACAGGCCGGAGAAAUGAUCACUGAAGUACGAGUUUUGGUGUCGGAAUUGCGUAGAAUCACAUUACUGUGGGACGAACUAUGGCUGGGAACAUUGACACAAAGGCAGGCUGACAUAGGCAGGCGUAUUAGUCAACUAGAAACCGAGUUGUGCAAGACUGAAAAUCAUCCCCAUCUUUCAGACUCUGAAAAAGAACACAUCGCUAUUGAAAAAUACACAAUAUUACUCAGACCAAUUCUCUUUAUAUUUGAACAAUUGCACGCAAUCACAUCUAUCAAAGCUGAAACGCCACAUGAAGAAUGGUUUCAAGACAAGUUUGGUUCUUAUAUUACACACAUGUUGGAUAAACUACGUAGACCCGCGGAUUCGUCAAAUAUUAAUGUACAAGACGUAUGGAAGUCAAUUAAAAAUUUACAAAGUAAUCUUCAGGCUCGUAUAAGCAAGCGAGGGUCAUAUUCGUUAAAGAUGGACACUAUCAGUCCAGUUCUAGCCAAUCUCAAAGACACCAAAAUAGCUAUGCCGGGAGUGGAGCGAGUCGUCACCGUUGCUUCCAUUAACAACAGUGUGGCCAUUUUGCCUACGUUCACCAAACCGAAGAAACUUAUAUUCUACGGGUCUGACGGAAAAGUGUACACUUACUUGUUUAAAGGCUUGGAAGAUCUUCAUUUGGAUGAACGUAUAAUGCAAUUGUUGUGCAUCACAAACACGCUACUCAGUGGGUCUUGCGAAAAAUAUCGAGCCCACCAUUAUCCGGUCAUACCAUUAGGACCGAGAUCGGGUUUGAUAUCUUGGGUCGACGGUGUUGUACCCAUAUUUAUGUUGUACAAACGAUGGCAACAAAGACAGGCUUCCAAUAACGACGGAGUGAUAAUGCGUCCUUCAGAAUUAUUCAACUCAAAAUUGGCACCACUAUUAAAAGAAAACGGUAUAUCUAAUAUGGACAGCAGAAAAGAAUGGCCGUUAAAUAUCCUCAAAGAAGUCUUAAUAUCUCUGAUGAAUGAAACGCCCAAAAAUUUACUUUCCAACGAAUUAUGGACACAAAGUGUUGAUUCGGGGUCAUGGUGGCAAUCGACAUCACUCUAUGCAACAUCAUUGGCUGUGAUGUCGAUAAUUGGUUACAUUAUUGGAUUGGGCGAUCGUCAUUUGGAUAACGUGCUUGUUAAUCUACAAAGUGGUGAAGUGGUCCACAUCGAUUACAAUGUGUGUUUUGAAAAAGGUAAAACGUUACGCGUUCCUGAGAAAGUACCUUUUCGAUUGACUCAAAACUUGAAAGAAGCGUUAGGCGUUACGGGAGUCGAGGGGAAAUUUCGUUUGACAUGUGAGCAAGUGAUGAAAGUAUUAAGAAAAAACAAAGAAACCCUAUUGACGUUGUUAGAAGCGUUUGUAUAUGAUCCGCUUAUUGAUUGGACACCUGGUAAUGAAACGGGCUACACAGGCGCUGUUUAUGGCGGCGGUCGUACCUUAGUCAAAGAAAAUAGAAUGAACAGGAGACAAUUGGAAAAAGAAAUAACUCUGGCAAUGCUCAACGUCCGCAUUACAGAAGCUAAACACGACUGGUUGGAUAAUAGAGAAAAUAUGUUAGCGUCUUUGUCGAGUAUAAAUGAAAGUAUUAAUAAUUAUUUGAUGGUACGCGCAAAAUUGCAAAAGAUGGAAGAAGGGUUGGCCGAGAGCCAUCAACUGAUGGCGUUGGUUAAAGAAGCUGAAGCGUCUCCAGUCGGCCAACAUCCGUUGUAUAAACUUCCGGAACGUUAUUUUACAUUGCAGCAAACGCAAAAUAUGAUGAUUGGUUCAACCAUGUCGUUGAGACAGAAAAUAGAAGAUUGCGAUUCAAGGUUGUCACAAUAUGAAAUGGCCAUGCAUUAUAUUGCUGUUAGCCAAAUUCGUAAAAUUAUCGAAAAAGAAGAUUCAAAAUCGCGUCACGUAUUCAAUUAUCUUUUACAAGAAGACGUAAAAGAAUUUUUACAGAAUGCCGGUCAAACAAGUUUAAUUGAACAAUGUAUGCAAUCCAAUGACGAUAUUACGCUUUUGUGUCGACAACAAAAUAAAUUCCUCACUCUUUGUUUACGUAUGCUCUAUGAUGUACAGUGCUUGGCCAACUUGUUUCCAAAAUCUCACGUGCGAAAUCACCGUCUGACCUACUAUCGUCAAUGGUUGCGGCUACUUGUGGAUUGUCCAACGAUCGCAAUGUGUGAACAAGUCAAAGAAGAACAUAAAAUUUUGUACCUGGGUAUUCCAAAUGCUGAACCACCGACGCCCCAGACAGUGGCCUAUAAUAUGAAGUUGCAGCAAACGGCAUCGGAUGCUAGCCAGCGUACAGCUAAACUUAUCGAACAGUUUAGAUCAGUUGAAACCGAAGUCGAGAGAAUGUGUGCACUGUUAAACGAUGAAAACCCUCUGGUGAAAUUUAACGAGAACUCUAAUAACGGUUUAGAAAUUGUUAUUGCCACAAACCUUUGCGCGAUUAAUAAAAAGUUUUUAAUGAUGGAAACGUCCGCGUCAAAUGCGGGAACUCGAAUAUUGGACAUGACUUCCAAAGACGGAGAAUGGAUUUUGGUCGAUAUGUACAUGACUACGACUAUCGCUGUUAGAAUGGUGUCUUCAGUACUUUCCGACAGUAAUAACAAAAACGUUCAAGUCGACACAGAUUUGUCUUUGGCUUUCAAUUGUUUACGUACGGUCCAAAGUCUUUAUUGUAGUUUACAAAAAAUAAACUUCAACUUUGUCGAUAUCAUUAUGCCGGAAACUAUAAAAAAAUUAUGUGUUGAAGAACCUAGUACUAUAACGAUCAUUACUGAGUUGAACAAUAUUAUCAAUAAUUGCACAAUAGAUGUCAAUGACUUGAUAGAACAACUCAACGUGCAUCUCAGACACGUUAUUAUGGGAAUGAAGUCUCCAAAUGAAGGUUGUCAAACAGUUGUGCGAGAUGUUCGAAAUCAAUUUUACGAUCUUAUCAAAAAACAAGACAAAUCCGUUCUGACUCAAGGAGAAAAGCUUUUGGUCGGCUUUUACGGCUUAUUCGAAGACGUCACUUUAGCUAAUGACAAUUUUAUCAAAGCACACUCCAAACUUAAGAUUCCCACUUCCUGGAAGACGGUUGAUCAAAUUAGAGAAGCGAAAUCCUUACUUGGAGCUGUAAUGGAUGACGGACCUUGUAGUAUAUUAGAUGAUAUAAUGUUCUUGAAAGCACUUCUAACCAUGAAAGAGGUGUUUAAUAUGUGUGCUGAAAUAGCUAUCAAUUUCGGAGGGAGGAAUUCUCAAGGAAUAAGUUAUUCUCAAAAUAACGAAGAGGUCAUAUCGAAACCCGUACGAUGUUUCGCCGCCGAUUAUUUAACAAAACGGCUGUUGGGAUUGUUUUCGCACACGGUAGCUUUGACUAUUGGUUUCUUGUUGCAACACACUGGGUUCAACAUUAACGCUGAGUUGGAAAAAAGAGAUAUUGGCGCCGACAGUAAAGUGCCUUUGGAAGAACUGUGUAAAAAAUGUAUAGAAGAAGGAAUUAAAGUCGGAAAAUUUAAUCGCAAUCAAUCGCUGGACCUGUCGUCGGUAUUGACUAAAUUAGAAGACGCAUGGAGAAAGUCCGAGUUGCGCAAUCAUCUGAGAAUAAGAGUUCAUCAGUCUGAUAACAGCGCUCAACGAUUAGCAUUACAAUAUGCUGCUCACUGUUGGUUACACGCAAUUCCCUCUACGGGACUUAUAGACAAAAUAUUUAUACCGGAUCGAACAGCAAUUCUUACGGAAUUAAACAAUAUUCUAUCGCCACUGGCCGUUAUUCAGUCACAAAUCAUGGAGCAAAUGGAGCAUAGAAGUUCACUGAUGACCACUGUUGAGCAGCGGCUAAAAUGGGCUUCUGGUGCAAAUCCUUCUGUUGCUGAAAUAACAAGUAAUUUUGAAGAUAGAAUGAAACACGAAAAAAUGAUCAUCGAUGGCAACCAAAGUUUAUGUUCAACUAUACUAACUGUGAUUAACUCGUUGCUUCAAACCGAAUCGUUGCUUACACGCACUUCGGAAGCUAUCUCUGCUGACAUUUCGUUUUUACAAUUGGUGGAAGAUUAUCAAAAAGCGUGUUACAUGGUUUCUAAUAUUGGAAUAACAAUAACGCCUGAAGAAGAAACUCUUAUCAAAAUAGUUCCAAUCCCACAAGGACCAAUCGAGUGGUCCUGGUUGAACAAUGCUGUCAGUGUUAUUUCAGACAACGUCCAACAACUGAUAGCUGCCCAAGAGCCGUUAAAAUCGGAAAUUAAUUUAAUCCAAAAAUCAAUCAACGACCAAACAAAUAUACUCAAAUCCACGUUGAAUUUGCAUAACAAAAUCAUAUCCGAUGUUAGAGUGUUAUUGAAAUCAUUAUCAAAAAUUGACAAUGUGGGCACAGCGAGUAUAAACUACUUGGCCAAGUAUUGUGCUUAUUUAGAGCAAAUGAUGUCUUUUGUCGACCAAUUGACCACUCCCAAUGAACUGACUAUGCAACCAAUGCAGAUUUUACUAGAAACUGUUCAGACGUUACUAAAGAAAACACCUCUUAUAUAUGAUGAUUUGUUGACCAUCUUGGGUGAAAAAGGCUUACUCGUUAAACAAAAUAAGCGUCCGCCGCUAGUCCGCCAAGAUAGUAUUUGCUUGUCGCCAAGAAAAGGACUACCGAGAGAUCCACAUACAGGAAAAGCCGUUCAAAAAUGUAACGCUUAUGCCGUGAGUGUUUGGCGUCGAGUCAGAAUGAAGUUGGAAGGAAGGGAUCCGGAUUUAGGUCGUAGAUCGACAGUCACUGAACAGGUCAAUUGGGUGAUAAACGAGGCUACCAGCAAUGAUAACUUGGCGCUGCUGUACGAAGGCUGGACGCCGUGGGUGUGAAUAAUGAAAAUCAUAGGCACUUGGUAGUGCCGACUGGGGAUUGAAACAUUUAAUAUUAUUAUUACGACAAAUCAUUUGAUCAUGCAAUACCUAAUGAGUAUCGUGAGCAAAACUACAGCGUUGGGUCAGCGCAGUGCGAUUGUCGUUCAUAAAUAACUAUAAAAAAAAAAUUUUAUUUCCAAAAUAAUGCUCAACUUUUGUGCUGUUGAGACCGAAACAGCUAAGCAAAAAAUGUCGUGCAUAUCUUAAGUGGAUGUUUUAAACGUUGUCUGCAUUUAAAGGCAAAGUCAUUGAAUAUAUAUGUCGUAAAAAGUGCAUUAUUAUUGUGGGGUGUUGAUCGUUAAUUUAUUUUUAUUUUUUCCUUUAGCCUUUUAGCUAUUUGAUAAUUCUUAAUUUAUAAAAUUUAGGCCCAUGUUGAGUAUCUAAAAUACCAUUUUUUUUCACAGCAUGCUUUUCUUUUAUUCUAUUCAUUUAAGUAUAGAUCAUUAUUUAUUAUAGUACAUGUAAUUUUUUACAUCACAAAUUUCGCGUCAAAAAACAAUUUUAAGGUGACAUUUAUUUGUUUAAUUUUCAAUUUAUUUGUUGUAGAAAUUAUACUAAAACCAGUAAAACAAAAGCAAUGUUAAUGUAUUUAUUUUUUCCAAACGAGUUUCUGAUAUGUUAAUGUUCAUUUAAUAUAUAUAAAUAACACUAGUAAUUCUAGUCUGUAUGUAUAUGAGUAUUGUGUUUUACUCGAAACACUAAAUGUAUGAAAAAAAAGACAAAAUUGCAAAUGAUGGAAACAAAUAACAAUUGUAACUAAUUCUGUAAUUUAAUCUUAUUAAAUCUUCAUCUGUCAUUAGUUUUCUUU
Adelges cooleyi (spruce gall adelgid) is the source of this 11477-nucleotide messenger RNA. RefSeq names its product serine/threonine-protein kinase SMG1 (gene nonC). Lineage: Eukaryota; Metazoa; Arthropoda; Insecta; Hemiptera; Adelgidae. The record is from RefSeq and is a predicted model, not a curated record. Gene Ontology annotation, biological process: phosphorylation; negative regulation of macroautophagy; TOR signaling. The transcript is spliced from 51 exons. The coding region runs from base 293 to 10627 and encodes 3444 amino acids. Gene Ontology annotation, molecular function: protein binding; protein serine/threonine kinase activity. Gene Ontology annotation, cellular component: TORC1 complex; TORC2 complex; nucleus.